AUUACUCGCACAAAUCCGGAACACCAGACGACACAAUACGAGGUUGUCAACAUGUCUGUUUUCGACGCAAUGUUUGGAAAUGAACUGAUUACUGGAUUUGUGUCAGUGUGACCACUGUAGCCUGUUCCUAUGAAGAAGCCUGCAGAUGGUUGUUGAAAGAAGGUACUUUGGUACUUGUUAUCGUGCACAUGCCUGACUAGAUCAUGGAACAGGAAGAAUUACAGAUUAGUGACCUUGACCCCAAACCUGACCUUGAUACUGAAUGUGAAACAACGAGUGAUGUUGACAAGCCUGAUGAGGAUGAAGGAAGAGGGAAGCCAUAUCAGUGUGGUGAAUGUGGGAGAGUUUUUAAACAUUCAAGUAGCCUGCAGGCACACAUGAGAUCUCACAGUGGUGUCAAGCCAUACGAAUGUGGGGAGUGUGGGAAAGCAUUUACAAUAUCAAGCGACCUGCAGAGGCACAUGAGAAGUCACACCGGAGUUCGGCCAUAUCAGUGUAAUGAGUGCGGGAAGGCAUUCGCAACAUCAAGUCAACUAACUACACACACAAGAUCUCACAGUGGCAUCAGACCUUAUGAAUGUACAGAGUGUGGAAGAGCAUUUACACGAUCAGGCCAUUUGCAGAGGCACAGGAGCUGUCACAGUGAUGUAAAGCCUUACGAAUGUAACCAGUGUGAGAAAACAUUUGCACGAACGUGUGACCUGCAGAGACACAUGAAGUGUCACAGUGACCUCAAACCGUAUGCUUGCAAGGAGUGUGGUAAAGCAUUUGCCCGAUCAGGUUACCUGUUGAUACACAUGAAAUAUCAUAGCGGAGUCAAGCCAUAUCAGUGUGGUCAGUGUGGUAAAACCUUUACAGAAACAGGCAACCUCAGACUACACAUGAAAUAUCACAGUGGAGUCAAGCCGCAUCAGUGUAGUGAGUGUGGGAAAGCGUUUACGCGAUCUGUUGAGCUGCAAAGACAUAUGAAGAGUCACUGUAAUAUUCCGACUUACAACUGUAGUGAGUGUGAGAUGGUAUUCACACGAUCGGCUGAACUGCAGAAACACAUGACUUCGCACAGAGGUGUCAGGCCAUACGAGUGUAGUGAGUGUGGGAAAGCAUUCGCCCAUUCAAGUACCCUGCAAAGCCACAUGAUCUGUCACAGUGAAGUUCAGCCUUAUAAAUGUAGCAGUAUAGUUAGUCAAACACUUUUGAACCUUCUAGGCAAUCGGGCAUGUAAAAAAUAAUGCCAAAACUGAGGUGAGUGAGUUUAUAUUUACGCCACCGUUAGCAAUAUUCCAGCAAUAUCACGGCGGGGACACCAGAAAUGGGCUUCACACAUUAUACCCACAUGGGGAAUCGAACCUUGGGCUUCGGCCCAUCAAUUAAAGGUCCGAAAUCUUGGUGCCAAUCUUUCCAGAUUUGCAGGAAUUUUGUGAGUGAGUGAGUUUAGUUUUACGCCACUGUUAGCAAUAUUCCAGCAAUAUCACGGCAGGGGACACCAGAAAUGGGCUUCACACAUUGUAACAUGUGGGGACUCAAAUCUGGGUUGUUGGCGUGACAAGCAAGCUCUUCAACCACUUGGCUACCCACCGUCAGCCAUUGAGGUAAUACCAGUUUAUUUCUUAGGCUGUAGCUACCUCAGAACUUUCUUAGAGAAAGAAAUACAAGAUAUGAAUUGAAACAUAUUGUAUUGCAAACUUAACUUGCAAUAUGAUAUUUAUCAGAGUACUGAAUUUAUACAUUUACGGAAACCAUGAUCCCUGACAAAAGGUGUUGCUAUUAUCUGGUUUUUACAUGACUUUGGAUUUAGGUUAAUUUAAAUGGCAUAUAUUGUAAAUGUGGAAAGUUUUGCUAGCAGGAAAUUGCUGUGAACUUGCGAUGAUUUCAUGACAUUUUUUCCAACUGAAUUAGUAUCAUGGAAAAUAACACAAAGUAACUUUGGUCCUUAAAAAUCUCAUCACCAGUUCAUUGCAAAUGUUCUCAAUGCAGUUAAGGCUACUGAUAAUAAUUUCUAGGUGCCAAUCUUUCCAGAUUUGCAGGAAUUUUGUGAGUGAGUGAGUUUAGAUUUACGCCACUGUUAGCAAUAUUCCAGCAAUAUCAGGCAACCUCAGGCUUGGUCGUUUAGUCACUGCGAUCAAUCUUCAAUUAUUUCAAUUAAUCGGAUCACCACUACUGUAGAAUGCGGCGUAGAACUAAACUCACUCACUCUGAUGUUUUACAGUGAAUGUAGCCUCAGAUGUGGCAAGUAAGUAACCGGUAGAUUUGUAUUUGAAGCAUGGUAUUAAAUCCUUUUCUCCAUGUUGUAUGACCUAUAUGCGUUAGCAAGGUUUUCUGUCAAGUUUUCUGUCAUACAUACUCAGCAAUUUAUUCCUUGAAAUGAGAUUUCCACUGUCAUUUAAUAUGCCUUUAAGUAUGUGGCACAAUUUUGUUUGCCAAAUUAUUUGUAAAAAAAUUGUAGCAUUUGUACAAGAUGCUGACAUGGCCACAGUAAGGGUAUAGUUAAUAUAUUCAUUGAUAUUUUUGAUGGACAGAAAUCAUGAUUAUGAGUCUUACCAUGUUAGCCAUGUGAACGAUGUUGCAAAUCUCUUCCCAUCACCUUGUCAACAAGUGACAGACCAUAUACAUGAUAAGUUGAAAGAACUCUAAUCAUGCAGACCCGUAAAUAUCCGGGUUUGAAUUGGUCUUCAGCAACCCAUGUUUGUCGCAAGAGGCAACUAGUGGGUUUGGGCAAUCAGGCUCGCUAACAUGGAUGACACAUGUCACCGUAUCCCAAUUGUAUAGAUCGAUGCUCAUGCUGUUGACCACUAGAUUGUCUUUUUCAGGCUUGAUUAUUUACAGACUGUUGUCAUAUAGCUGGAAUAUUGCUGAAUGUGGCGUUAAACUAGGAAGCUAAAGGUGAUAUGGUUAUUGCAAUGUGGGUGAUAUUAUUUGACAAUGGAAGAAGUUCACAAAAUACAAACAUCAUGUUUUCCUACCAUUUCCUGUUGUAAUGAUAAUUCUUGUAUGAUUCCAUUGGAUUGGUCCAAAGAGAGCCUUAAGAUGUUCACCUUAAUUACAUUAUCAGUCU
This is a messenger RNA of Haliotis rubra (blacklip abalone), 3052 nucleotides long. RefSeq names its product zinc finger protein 239-like. The record is from RefSeq and is a predicted model, not a curated record. The transcript has 2 exons. Bases 204 to 1229 code for a protein of 341 amino acids. Gene Ontology annotation, molecular function: RNA polymerase II cis-regulatory region sequence-specific DNA binding; DNA-binding transcription factor activity, RNA polymerase II-specific. Gene Ontology annotation, biological process: regulation of DNA-templated transcription. NCBI's taxonomy places the organism in Eukaryota, Metazoa, Mollusca, Gastropoda, Lepetellida, Haliotidae.